UUUGGAACUUACACAACGACGUCCGCGUUGGGAAAGUUGGCAACGAUUGCAUAUGCAUGCAUUGGAAUACCGCUCGCAAUGGGUCUAGUCAACGAAAUUAAACAACUUGUAAUGCUUGCGUAUCACUACGCAAGGGAAAGCGCGCAAACCAGAACUAGAAUCCCUAAGGCGAUGGAGUCACUGCUGAGCUAUUUUGUCAUCUCCAGCGUAUCUUCCUUAGGGUUCGGUGUGCUGCUGUUUCGAUACCUCGAAGGGUGGGACCUCUUGGAUGCCCUGUACUUCAGCUUCGUCACGCUAUCCUCAAUUGGCUUUGGUGACAUCGUUCCCGCAAACCCAGGUCACGUCAUAUUCUCAAUUGUUUACAUUCUCUGCGGAAUAUCGAUGCUCUCCCUAAUCUUUGAUGACGUCGAAAGCGAAAUUUCCAGCUGGAUAUGUUGUGUCGUGGCUUCAGUCCUUCCGAAAGAAAAGAUAGAAGAAACUCCAGAGUCAGCCACAACUAUUUCAGCAAAUAUUCCUGCACUUCCCCUGGAUAAACGCCACAGAGAAUAA
Messenger RNA from Soboliphyme baturini, 549 nucleotides. The record is from the annotation of a GenBank genome assembly. NCBI's taxonomy places the organism in Eukaryota, Metazoa, Nematoda, Enoplea, Dioctophymatida, Soboliphymatidae.